This is a messenger RNA of Taeniopygia guttata (zebra finch), 2923 nucleotides long. RefSeq names its product G protein-coupled receptor 68 (gene GPR68). NCBI's taxonomy places the organism in Eukaryota, Metazoa, Chordata, Aves, Passeriformes, Estrildidae. The record is from RefSeq and is a predicted model, not a curated record. Gene Ontology annotation, biological process: G protein-coupled receptor signaling pathway; cellular response to pH. Gene Ontology annotation, cellular component: membrane. Gene Ontology annotation, molecular function: G protein-coupled receptor activity.
AUCUCCUCCUCCUUUCCUGUGCUGUUUCACGGACAGGCUUGCUCACAGCUGGAGGCGGGGGACAAGCUUCACCAGCAGCAUGAGCACGAAUGAGGAGAAGGGAAGUUUCCUGCUCUUCACAUUACAAGAAAAGCCUCUUCGUAUAAACUCUGCUAACAGGUUAUUAACAUCCUACAGCAAGUCAUCACUUCAGCCUAAGGGUUUGUGGAAGAAAUAAACUCUACAUGAAAACUGAAUGUAAUUAAGUCUUACAUUCAAGACCCUGAUGAGUGAUACACAGGGAGAAGUAGAAGAUGGUGAAUUUCACAGAGAAUGCUACUGAGAAAUGCAAUAUUAAUCAUGGUAUCCACCAGACAUUAUCCCCCGUGGUGUACAUAUUUGUGUUUGUAUUAGGCUUGCCAGCUAACUGCCUGUCACUGUACUAUGGGUAUUUACAGAUCAAGGCUAAAAAUGAAUUAGGUAUCUACCUUUGCAAUUUGACUAUAGCAGACCUGCUGUACAUUUUUUCUUUGCCUUUUUGGCUUCAGUAUGCUUUACAGCAUGACAACUGGACCUACGAUGAGCUGCUGUGCAAAGUCUGUGGCAUCAUCCUGUAUGAGAAUAUCUACAUCAGCGUGGGCUUCCUGUGCUGCAUCUCCAUCGACCGCUACCUGGCCGUGGUGCACCCCUUUCGGUUCCAGCGCUUUCGGACCAUGAAGGCUGCUGCCAUUGUCAGCAUCAUUAUCUGGGCCAAAGAAAUUAUGACAUGCUGCUUUGUCUUCACACACGGGGAGAUCAGUAUGGAUGCUGAGAGCCACUUGGUGUGCUUUGAGCAUUACCCCAUCAAGAAAUGGGAGCACAAUGUCAAUUACUACCGAUUUUCUGCUGGCUUCCUUUUCCCCUUCUUUCUGCUGGCCUUCUCCUACUGUGGGAUUUUACGAGUUGUCCACAAGAGUCCUGGCACUCAAAAGAAGAAGAAAAUCCAAAUUAAAAGACUGGUAUCAAGCACUGUUUUCAUAUUUUUAGUCUGCUUCGGACCAUACCACAUCCUACUUGUAGUUCGUAGCUUGUUGGAGAACAACUGCUCAUUUGCUGAGAAAAUAUUUAAUGUUUACCAUAUUUCUCUCCUGUUAACUACUUUUAAUUGUGUUGCUGACCCAGUAUUGUACUGUUUUUCCAGUGAAAGCACUUACCAGAACUUUGUCAAGAUGAGAGACUCUUGUCUAACAUGUUUAAGCCAUCUGAGUACUGAGACGAAGGAAUCCUAUCCACUAAACAGUACUGAAACUCCCAACAGAAAACAGCACGAACAACAACCAGGGUUAUUACAAAUACCCCUUGAUGGUGCUGGAAUGAAGGACUGCUUCACAACUAAUGUAGGCAGCCUAUAGCAUUAAUCAAAAGGACCUUAAUCCUACACCUGCAGCUAUGGCCAUGUUUGUGUAUCUGUCUGAAUUAUUAAUGUAUUACAACAGUGUGACCUCCCAAAGGCUUAUGAGCAAUGCUGUACAGUGAAGCUGUUUCUAGAGGUGCUUGGAGCCUGGCAGCCUGGCAACAGUGAGGAAAGUCAGUUCAGUUAUAAUCGUAUAUCUGUUGUGCUACCACUUAAAACCUGUUUGGCUUGAUGACUGCAUGGACUGGAAUAAGCCAGUACUCACAGUGUGUAGUUCUGGUGAACUCAUCUUUAGCUGCUUUCUGUUUGCCCCUGUAGCAUCUAGAGAAAGUAAUUCUCUACAAGCUGUCAUUAUCUGUUGAAAAGGUCAGAGACAAAAAAAUUACAUAUCUCCAUAUAUACUUUUAAAAAUAAAAAGCCCAACAAAACACUUGUGCAACAUCUCUGUAACUCUCUGAAAAAACUUCUCCAGCAAGUUUCAAAGCCUGCAGAGACCAUGCCAGAACCAGAUUCCUAAAACAAUCAGUCUGGUAGUGCAAGACAUUAUGGGAGAACAUUCACAAGGAACUCAUCACCUGCUGAGACCUCGAGGCUGUUAUUUCACUGUUGAAUCUCAGACUGUUAAACUUCAUUGUAAGGCUCCUAGAGACUUCUGGAAGUAUGAGACUCUGGGCUCCAGUGGGUGUCAAUAACUUGGUUUGUUGACUUGGAAGAGAAAAAGAGGUUGGUAGUACACAAGGCACUUGGAUUCCAUGUGCUUCUUUGAGUAACUGUGUUCAAGAAUAUUUAUUUACAUCUAAAUUCUACUACACCUUGCUAAGGUUUUGCUUGUGUCCUUUGCAAUUUGUGUAUCUUGUGCAGCAUAGACCAUGCAGGCAAUUAAAUAACAAUGCAUUUGUCAGGGAAACUGUUGAAUGAAUCUGUUUAAACCAUGUUUUUGCCCACAGAUAGUAUAGUUUAGGGUUUGGUCAUUGUUCAGUAAACACAGUAUCAGAAAUAUGAUGUAUGAAUGAUCUGUGUCCUGGUUUAGACAGAAACAAAAUACAGGAGUAAGUGAAGAAUAAUGGCUUUUAAAGACUUGGGAGUUGUGCUCCACAGUAUUGUAUCUACUACCACCUCCUCCCUAGGUUUCCUUGGUUUUUUUUUUUGUUACACUAAUGAAUUCUAUGUGAUUCUUCUUUGCAAGCUGCUCAUCACACCUCCUUUUACCUGCAGCUGUUACACCAUGAAUAUUGUUUUGUCCUUUCAAUUCUCUGGUUUCAGACCUUCCUUGCAACACCUCUCUCUCUGCAACCCGGAGCUGAUAACUUCCAGCAGUAUUAUCAGCUUUGUUUCUUUGGUUUGCUUUUGAGUCAAAAGAUUGUCUAGACAGAUGGUCUACUCCUGCUAUCUGAAUAUGUCAUUGUAACACAGCCUUGCUUGUCAUCAGAUUCCAAAAGAAAUAUAUUCUAACAGCUUUCUGGAAACCACCUUGAGAGUGCAAUAUUGGAUAUAAUUAGAGAAUGUGUUUGGAUAUAAUUAGAGUAUGUGUUUAAUAAAGAAUAUUUUUGU